Messenger RNA from Sinocyclocheilus rhinocerous, 3887 nucleotides. Its product is annotated as sine oculis-binding protein homolog. NCBI's taxonomy places the organism in Eukaryota, Metazoa, Chordata, Actinopteri, Cypriniformes, Cyprinidae. Gene Ontology annotation, biological process: animal organ development. The transcript has 9 exons. The record is from RefSeq and is a predicted model, not a curated record. Gene Ontology annotation, cellular component: nucleus. The coding region runs from base 401 to 3220 and encodes 939 amino acids.
UCGCGCGACAACCUCCGCCACGCGUGGAGUCCUGAGUGAAAACCGAUCUGUGGAAAAUUGGGGAGGAAAUAGCCUUCCCGGGAUCAGCGUGGCCGUAUAGAAUUACGGUGGAGGCCCCUCCCCCUGUCUGGCUCGCUCUUUUUUCUCAACCUCUCGGUUGGCUUUCCGAGAGGGCUUGAUCCUGCUCACGCUCAGAGCGCUGAGAAAUAGCAGGCAGAAGAUGGCUGACUCUACCGGGCACGGUGAGCCCGCAGCAGCAGCAGCAGCAUCAACUUCACUGGGGCUUCUCAUGUGCCUGCCAUUCGCUGCCACUCCGCAACUCUGAAACGGCCCCGCCUCGCUCCGUGCCGUGCGCCCGCGGGGUUUUACCCCCAAAUAUUGACAGAGAUUUAAAGAAAACAUGGCUGAGAUGGAGAAAGAGGGAAGACCUCCGGAAAACAAGAGGAGCAGAAAGACAGCUCACCCCGUGAAGAGGGAAAUUAACGCAGAGAUGAAGGUCCCGUCCAAUCGGCCCCUCCCAGGGGCGGGGCAGGCAGGCAAUCUCCAUGGCAACUCGCCCUACUUGAUGAGUUUUGCCGAAAACACCAUGAAUGAGUUGCUUGGAUGGUACGGAUAUGACAAAGUGGAGUUACGAGACUCAGAUGACAUAGAGAUCCGCAACUACCCUGAUGGAGAAAUGCGGCAACACAUCUCUGUCCUGAAAGAGAACUCUUUGCCAAAAGCAUCCACAGUGGAGAACAGCAGUGGUUCUCCUCCACACGCCAACAGCUCUGGCUCUACUCCGACAUCACGGAAUGGAGUAACGGCCGAGGCGUCUGCAAACCCCUCCUCCUCUAAGGAGCACGGAGGCCUGCCAAUCAUAGUGCCCUUAAUCCCGCCCCCUCUGAUCAAAGCACCAGCAGAGGAGGACACCUCUAAUGUUCAGAUAAUGUGUGCGUGGUGUCAGAAGGUGGGAGUGAAGCGUUAUUCUCUCAGUAUGGGCUCUGAACUGAAGAGUUUCUGUAGUGAGAAAUGCUUCGCUGCCUGUCGCCGUGCCUACUUCAAACGCAACAAGCUUGGAUAUGUGAGGAAUUGCAGUGCCAGAGAGGAGGAGGGCGUUCCACACCACAGCUUGUCCAAAGACACGCCCAGACUUGUCCUCAAGACAAACAGCGAUGUGCUUGUCUGCGAUUGGUGCAAACACAUCCGCCACACUAAGGAAUACCUGGAUUUUGGAGCGGGUGAAAGACGGCUCCAGUUCUGCAGUGCAAAGUGUCUGAACCAGUAUAAAAUGGACAUAUUCUAUAAAGAGACUCAGGCCGCACUGCCUGGGGGUUUAUGUAACCCUCCUCUCCCCACGAGUGAUAUGAAAUCAGAGAGCGCAGCGGGUGUACAACUCCUUACACCCGAGUCCUGGAGCGCACCUCUAAAUGAGCUCCGCAGUCGCAAGGCACCUUCACCAGGGGGUGCCACCAUUGUAGCCGGACCCUUUGGAUCCACCUCGGGGUCACCAUCUGAAACUGGAACUGUGUGUUCCUCCUCGUCCUCGUCAUCCUCGUCAUCAUCAUCUACGAAAAUCCCCACACCGCGGCCACACGAAAGCCCCGCGUUACCGCCACCUCCUCCUCUGCCAUCGAUAGCAGGUUUACAUCCAGCUCUGGGUGUGCCGCCUGGCAGCCCACCGAUGGUGAUGACACCACGUGGCCCAGUUCCUCUCCCUCUCUUUAUGGAGCACCAGAUGAUGCAGCAGAUUCACCCUCCGUUCUUACGUCCCCCAGGCCCCAACAGCCCUCAUUCCAAUCCCAUGAUUCCUGGCAUUGGGCCACCACCUCCUCCUCGGACUUUGGGUCAUCCAUCAAGCCCUAUGCACCGCCCGCUCCUUUCCCCCCACAUACACCCAUCCUCCACACCAACCCUUUCUGGGAACCCUCCGGGUAUGAUGCACCCUUAUCCUGGUGGCCACAUGCCAGCCUUGCCUUUCCCCCCAGUUAACAUGAUGCCACCUGGAUCCAUCCCAGUUCCACCCAUUAUGAAUAUUGGCAUACCUUCUCUGGCCCCCCUAGUGCCACCACCAACAUUAUUAGUGCCCUAUCCAGUGAUUGUGCCAUUACCGGUCCCCAUACCCAUUCCAGUGCCCAUACCAUUCAGUCCGCAGGCUUCUGGUGACCGAUCAGGAAAUGAUGGAACGCUUCAGAAUGCUGCGAGCGAGCGGAGUGAUUCAAAAGCACCGCCACCAUUUUCUCAAAGAACCUCCAGAGGGGAGGGGAGGGACUUUCAGCAAGCCCCUCCCACCUCAGAUACACUUUUGCCAGGAUUUUCCAAACAGACGGAGCAGGGCAGGGCAAACGUGGCGGAGCUGAUGGUUAAAACAGAGAACUCUGGUAACGGAAGCUCUGGACACUCCCAGAAAGACACACCAGCAGAUGGAGUCAUUGAUUUAACAACCAGUCGCCGUUCCCGGCAACAGCUAGUUAUCCAGAGGGCUGUAACCUGUGUGCAGGUAAAAGCAGAGCCCGGGUUAAGCCCACCACCUGCAGUUUUGGGUGACACUGAGGUGGAUGGGUCGGCCGGUACUAGCACAGGUACAAUAGAAGAUAACCACAGAGACAGUAAUGCUGAAAGCGCGUUGGCUAGCGUGGCUCUGCCUUGUGCCAACCCGUCCUACUGCAGCGGCACACCGCCACUUUCUCAGCUAAUCGCAUGCAGCGCCUCCACUGUUCCUAGCAACACCGCCACGGCUAAAUCUGAGCCUGGCUCUGCUACGCCCUGCAAUGUGAUUGUUAAUGGGAGCUGUAAUGUGCCUCCAGCAGAGAGUUCGAUCAGAACACCUCUGUUAGAGCAGCGCCCUCUAGUGGACCCCUGCCGCAGAACUGCCGCUGUGUGCGACGAGCCUGUGGGGGCCGAUCUAGAAGGAGAGGACCUGAAAGAGAACAGCUGCUUAGCAACAGAAAGAGACUCAGCAGGUAAGAGAAGCUCAAAUGACCAGCCUGCCAUUACCGCACUAACAGGGGAGGACAAACCUCAGAGCCCUGAAGAUGCCCCAUCUGAUGAGGACCAUGCCUACGCCCUGCCCCUAAUGCCCAAACCUGGCUGUGUCAUUCAGCCCGUGCCCAAACCUGCUGACAAAACCGCUACCAUUUUGCCCUGUGGCUUGACAGCCCCAUUAACAGGAACCGUUCCAAUGGAAAUAGAGCCUCCGCUGAAGAGAAGGUGUCUGCGUAUCCGCAAUCAGAACAAGUGAAAUAGAGGACAGAAAUCACCAUCUCACCAAAGGGAUAAAGAGGAUUGCACUGCAGCAGAGACCAUCAGCUGUCCACAGACUUCAUCCGCAGUCCAGCCAGUCAAGAUGUCAACCUUGUUUUCUCCACUUUUCCAAACACGCACAUGCACGUUGCGACAUAAUAUGCACACUGAUCAUCGGGAUUGGGCAGCAGUCUGCUCCGUUUCCACCCCUUUCGGCUAAACAAAGACUGACACAAAGUGUUAAUCUGGGAAGUAGAUCGGACGUGAUGUUUGACCUUCAACUGCGAUAUCUUCAGGCAAAGUCUGUUCUCAGUCUACUUGUUGAUGAAAGAGAUACUUCUCAUCCUCUCCACUCGACCCCUCCAUCCACGGCUUGUUGAGAGGACUUUCCAACUACUGGUUGGAGGCGGCAUUACAGUGUACAUAUACAGAUUUCCAAAAAGGCGGAGCUUAAGCCAAACACAAUAGAUCUGCCAGGCUGCCAAUCAAACACGCUCAUGAAUAACUAUAAUUUGGAACAGAGCCAGUCAAAUCCUGCCACAGAUGGAUGGACCAGUUUUCUGCUUUGUGUGUGCAUUCAAAGAAGCUCGGUUUAAUCUGUCUGUACUUUUGGAAUCGGAUGCUUCUGAUUCAAUAGCUUCAGUCAGAAAGACUGAUACAGAUGC